AGCUAUAAAAAAUUACUGUGAGUGCAUUGGAACGUACAAACCUGACAUUGACAACUGACUGACGUCAGUCAGACGUCUGUCACGCGUAUGACGUUAGUUCGUGUGAUCACUGGACCAGACCAGUGUUAAUAACACGCAAAUUGUUGUGAUUGUAGGGUCUGUUCCUGCUCAAAUUACGUAAUUAAGGUGUUAGUGUAGUGCGGAAGUAAUGGGAAAUCACCACAGCCAUGAUACUAAGGGCGGGGGAGAUCAAUCGGGUAGUGGAACUAGCACGCCGCGAGGUUCCCAGCGAGGUGCUGGCUCUCGUUCCGGUUCUGGUGGUGACUUGCAAGGCCUAGCGGAGUCUAAGGAAAAGCCUCCGCCGUCUAUGGUGCCCAUCGAGAAGCUCGGCAAGUUACUAGCCCAGAGGUCACAAAAAGAAGAUGGAGUCAACGGAGUCACAGAGAAUUCUUUCACAAAAUACCUAUUCCCAAUGUAUCCGGAUCUGGCGCGGCAUUUCUUCAAGUACAUCCAUCGCGUGGGCAAAUGCAAGAACAAGCACAUCCCACUGUCCACGUUCCGGCAGCAGUGCGAAAAGAUACUUGCCAUGCUGGACGACGCCAUAAUUAUCGAGACAUACGUCAGGAUGUUCGCUGCAGAGACGGACGAGAACAUGGUGACCCCGGACGGGCUGCGCAGUCUGCUCUACACCAGCUACAAACUUUCCAUGGACCACUACCCUGAAGGGCCGCAGACUUGUCUCAUGAUCAACAAGACGUUGUCGGUGGUUGUGAACGGAUGCUUCAACAAAAAGGACAUGCACAGCGUCGGCUUCGUCGUGCGCUGGUUGGAGGAGCACUGCCACAGACUUAUAUUCCCGGUGCAUAGGUACUGCGUGCACAUGCUGGCGACGCGGCACCGCGACAUGGCGGCGUGCGUGGAGUCGAGCGGGUCGGGGUCGGGGCUGGAGCUGGCGACGCCGGUGCUGGAGCGCGGCGCGUGGCAGGCGGCCAGCGCGCUGCUGCCCGUGUCCGUGGCCUGGCUGCUGGCCGGCACCGCGCCGCCCCUCUACUCGCGCCCCACGCAGCCCCCGCCGCAACCCGCCGCAGGCGGGGGCCUGGCGUCGGCGGCGUGGCUGACGCGGCUGGUGUGUGCCGUGCCCUCCCACUGGGCGCAGCUGUACGCCUCGCGCGACCACGGGCUGGGCGCCAACCGGUUCCUGCAUCAUACGCUCGCCUACAGAGGUCCGACGAUAGUGCUAAUAUCUGGCGGGGAGCUGGUGGUGGCGCUCUGCGCGCCGCAGGAGUGGCGGGAGACGCACCAGUACUGGGGGGGCGCUGAUACCGCGCUACUGCAGAUACAGCCUACGUUUUCAGUAGUAGAGAAGGGUCCGAAGAUGUUGUACCUGAACACCACUAUCCGCGGCUACCCGAAGGGGCUCCGCGCUGGGUCGGACCCUCGGAAACCCCUGCUCAUUAUACCCGAGGACUUCGACUCCAUCACCUUUAAGGGAGUGCCUUACCCUCUGGAAACUAUUGAGGUGUGGGGUUGCGGCGACCAGUCGUCCCGCGAGGUACAGCUGGAGAUCAAGAAGUGGCAGGUCAAGGAGGCUGAGAGGCAGCGCUGUGUGAAGCUGUCGGCGGCGGACUGGAUCGAGCACCCCGACCGCUACCUGCUGGAGCUGGCCGGCCGGCCGCAGUACAACAACUCCGCCACAUAGGACGCGGGGCAGCCCCCGUCUGACAGGUCUUGGCGCAGCACUUAUACAUCAACUAUUUUGUAUAAUUGCAACAAAAAGAUUAAUUAAAAUAUGUAACUUAUUUAUUCUCUUCAAGUAGUACAUUCGGAGAUUCAAAUCAGCGUAUAAAUCUUUUGUUGAUAUGUAUUUCUAUUACAAAUGCAAUUAUUUUCCAUUCGAAUUUUCCAAGCGCUAAACAUUCGAUCCUUAACAGUUAAACAGCUUGAAGUAACACCUGAAAAGCCUUGUGUGUACCACAAACCGAAUGAAUACAACUCAAUGUUUUACUCAUGCUGUUUGUGCUCGUAUAUCGCUUCUUCUCUUAUUGUUAAGAAAAUGAGUGUAUGUAUGUACCUACAUAUAUACUUUUAUGACUGGUUAACACCAAGUCGGACUAAUUAUCCUACAUAUG
Spodoptera exigua (beet armyworm) is the source of this 2129-nucleotide messenger RNA. The record is from the annotation of a GenBank genome assembly. Lineage: Eukaryota; Metazoa; Arthropoda; Insecta; Lepidoptera; Noctuidae.